AUGACCAUCUGUCUUGAGGAGAGCUUGCAAUCUUAUGAGGGCUUGCAUGAGAAAAGGACCCUUGCAGUGAUCGUGGCGGCCAUGGCGUAUAACUCAUGGUUCACCAAACUUUAUUGCAAAGACUUUCGCAUUAGUUCAGAGGUCGUAGAACAGAUUGUGCACACUGUCAGUAAAUCCAGCAGUCUGGAGGAGCUCACGCUAGAAAACGUGGGCCUUAAAGCAGAUUUCCCACAGAAAAUGGCCACUGCCCUGUCAGAAAACCCAGCAUCAGUCAUACACUCCAUUAACUUGGCCCACAAUACACUGGACAACCAAGGGGUGUCUAACCUUAUCCAGCAGGUGUGUCGGCUCAGUAAAGGCUUGCGCCUGCUUAACCUCUCCAAGACCUCGCUCUCUUCAAAGGGUGUCACGUCUCUUUCUCAGGCCCUGUGCUCCAGUGAUGACUACUCCAACUCUCUUCUUCAUCUGGACCUGAGUAAGAACCCAGGGAUUCUGUCUGGAGAGGAUGCAACGAAUCUGUACCUGUUCCUGGCACAGCCGAACUGCCUGGUGCAUCUGGACCUGUCAGGCACUGACUGUACCGUAGACUCUUUAUUUGGAGCUCUGCUGCGGGGCUGCUGUGCCGAUCUCUCCUACUUGAACCUGUCCAAAAACUCAUUCUACCACAGGAAAGUGAGAGAGACACUUCCCUCCUUCCGUCAGUUCUUCAGUUCAGCAUUCAGCCUCACUCACAUCAGUCUGGCGUCUAUGAAGAUGCCUCCCGACGUGCUGAGGGCUCUGUUCCUUGGGCUUUCAUCCAAUCCUCACAUCACUGACCUACACCUGGACAUCAGCGGCUGCGAGCUCAGGUCUGCUGGAGCAGGGAUAAUACAGGACCUGUUCCCCAGAGUCUCCUGCAUCAGCACACUGGACAUCUCAGACAACGGGCUGGAUGCUGAUCUCUUCUGUGUCAUUCCUGCCUUCUCCAGACACCCGUCCCUCAAACACCUGCUGCUGGGCAAGAACUUUAAUAUCAAGGGCAGGGUUCUGGAUGAGGUUCUGCAGAAACUAGUGCAUCUUGUGCAGGAGGAAGAGUGUACCCUGCAGAGCUUGUCUCUGGCUGACUCCAGGCUGCGUUCGAGGGGCACGGUGCUUGUGAAUGCCCUCGGCAGCAACGCCUGCCUGAAGAAGGUGGAUUUGAGUGGGAAUGGGCUCGAUGACACAGGAGCAAAGAUGCUUAGUAAAGCUCUGCAGAUCAACACCACACUUAG
This is a messenger RNA of Carassius auratus (goldfish), 1250 nucleotides long. Its product is annotated as capping protein, Arp2/3 and myosin-I linker protein 3-like. The annotation marks the transcript as partial. Gene Ontology annotation, molecular function: protein binding. Lineage: Eukaryota; Metazoa; Chordata; Actinopteri; Cypriniformes; Cyprinidae. The record is from RefSeq and is a predicted model, not a curated record. The transcript has 15 exons. Gene Ontology annotation, biological process: cell migration; regulation of Arp2/3 complex-mediated actin nucleation. Gene Ontology annotation, cellular component: lamellipodium; plasma membrane.